Messenger RNA from Priapulus caudatus, 6235 nucleotides. RefSeq names its product lysine-specific demethylase 4A-like. NCBI's taxonomy places the organism in Eukaryota, Metazoa, Priapulida, Priapulimorpha, Priapulimorphida, Priapulidae. Gene Ontology annotation, molecular function: histone H3K36 demethylase activity; histone H3K9 demethylase activity. Gene Ontology annotation, biological process: chromatin remodeling. The record is from RefSeq and is a predicted model, not a curated record. Bases 237 to 3965 code for a protein of 1242 amino acids. The transcript has 21 exons. Gene Ontology annotation, cellular component: nucleus.
AUUUUACCAGUGAGACAUGUUUACUGCAGAUUUUAAUGGAUUGUUAUCAAUUUGGCAGAUAUAAUAUCUUGCUGCCACCUUUGCGUCAAUAAUAUAUUACCAUCUUGGUAAGGUAUUAUCAUUUUUAAGUAAAAGGAAAAGUGCGGUAGCAUUUUCUUUACGAACUGAGAAGCCGCAACUACUUGGAACGAGCCAGUGAAAGUUGACCAAACUGGCGAGUGUUGACAAUUUGCAGCAUGUCGCAUACUGGAAACACGGGAGCAUCUGGAAAUGGUCCCAAAAUCCAGGUGUUCCAUCCUACCAUGGAGGAAUUUAAAGAUUUCCCCAAAUAUGUUGACUACAUUGAGUCAUGCGGGGCACACAAGGCAGGGCUGGCGAAGGUGAUACCACCGAGAGAAUGGAAGCCCAGGACCACAGACUACAAUAACAUCGACAUGAUCAUACCGGCACCAAUCUCGCAGGUGGUCACGGGCAGUCAGGGACUCUACCAACAGUAUAACAUCCAGAAGAAAGCAAUGACAGUGAAGGAGUACUCCAUCCAGGCAAACAAUGACAAGUACAAGACGCCGUACUACCGCGACUACGACGACAUGGAGCGUAAGUACUGGCGCAACAUCGCCUACAACUCUCCGAUCUACGGCGCAGACAUAUCCGGCUCCCUCUAUGACGAGGGCGUCAGCGAGUGGAACAUCAAUCGCCUCGGCUCCAUCCUAGAUGCCAUCGACGAGGAAUACGGCAUUACUAUAGAGGGUGUGAAUACGGCCUACCUGUAUUUCGGAAUGUGGAAAACGACGUUCCCAUGGCACACUGAAGACAUGGAUCUAUACAGCAUCAACUAUCUGCACUUCGGCGCACCAAAGUUCUGGUAUUGCAUUCCGCCGGAACAUUCGAAGCGUCUGGAAAGACUGGCAGCAGGCUUUUUCCCCUCAAGCAUACAGCAAUGCCAAGCAUUCUUGCGCCAUAAGAUGACCAUCAUAUCACCACACAUGCUGAAACAGUACUCCAUCCCAUACGACAAGAUCCUGCAGCACAAGGGGGAGUUUAUGAUAACGUUUCCCUAUGGUUACCACAUGGGAUUCAACACAGGCUACAACUGUGCUGAAUCCACAAACUUUGCCACCGAACGAUGGGUGGAGUAUGGCAAACGAUCUGCUGUGUGCACGUGCAGCAAGGACAUGGUUAGGAUCAGCAUGGACACGUUUGUGAAGCGGUACCAGCCCGAUCGUUACGAGCUGUGGAAGGCUGGCAAGGACAUCGCCGCUCACCCCGAGGACCCGCACCAGUACAGACCGCGCGUCAGGGUGGAGAAGGACGACAGCAGCCAGACAGUUGUUAAGAGGGAGCCACCGGCAGAGUUGACGCUUGCGGCUGCUACUGUUGGGAUCCAGGCUACGUGUGAGAUGAUUGUUAAGCUGGAGCCUUUGGCAGUGUUGCCAUCAUCAACCAUAACUAGCCAGCCUCCGACGAUCACGACGACUCAGCCAGCGACUGUUGCUGCCAGCAGCAUACAGGUUACACAUGCCCAGGAGGAGAACGGACAUCGGACUGCGGAGAUCCCGCGUGUAUCAGCGAGCAUCAUGGAGAGGCUUCUCGCUGCCGGCCCGGCGAUGCAGGUUACCGCGGUAACGGGGGCCGCGUGGUCGCCCACCACCGCCGCCAGAACGUGUCCGUACGCGCGCAAGCCCCCUGCGGUGUGCGGCCGGGACGCGCCCACGGUCGUCAGCACCUCCCCCACGGCCCAGCCCACGCUACACGCUUUCCCCCUGGCCUACCCCCUCGCUAUAAACUCCCUGUCGCCAACGGCGAACCACGCGGGUCCAAGUAGCGCCCCCUAUGACGACGUCAACGGCGGAACCAGGGCGCCCUCUGUGGGCGUGAACGUCGGAGUGGGCACGACUUGUGCGCAGCCGGAUGGAAGGGUGGCAGGUGGCGCCACCGUGAAACACGAGCUGGCGGAGCAGCACAUCGUUGUCGGAGCGCAGGUCGAGGUUCACUCUGAGGUCGAUAACAGGGAGAGGAAGGAGGGAGAGCGCGUCACGACACACGACGCACGCGUCAAGGAAACGAUGCCAAAGAUCAUCCGACAUGAACUUGUGCUUUCCUCCGAGCACAACCAGGAGAUAGAGCCACCGCAGCUGUCUCCGGCCUACGCGCCGGCGUUCGAGGUGGCAUACGGUGACGGUCUGCCGUCGAGCGUCAUGGCAACGGAGAAUGACGACGAAGACGAUUAUUCCACGGCCGGUCCCGCCUCCAACGUCGCCAUGUUUCACCCGUACUCGUUCGCACCCUCCGCGUCGCCCCCGGCAACCCAUCAGCAGCAGCAGCAGCAGACGUACGAUUCCCUGAGCGGCGGCAGCGGGAGCAGCCAUCCGGGGCUGGAUCUGAUCACGCGCGUUGCAGACGACAUCCUCAACGGGAAGCAGAUCGUCGCUCCGAGCGGCGCGUCGCUCGUGCCGGAGCUAGUCGUCGUGCGCGGCGAGCGCCCGGGCGACGCCGGCGCCCCCACGCUGUCGAGCGUCAACUGGCAGCAGCUGCUGAGCGCGGAGAUGGGGCGGAGAGGCCAGGAGAAGAAGAAGGCAAGGCGACAUCCGAUACACAAGGUCCACAGGAAUCUAGAAGCGGUCUCUAGUGGCGAAGAAGACAUACCCGAGGAGCAGCUGAUGCCAGGCUGGGCGUUGGAGUUGAAUCGGCUGUGGCAGAGCAAGCCGGUCGCGAUCGAUGCAGAGCGAGAGUACAACGCAGCGAUGAGCCUGCUAGAGCCACACUGCGCCAUCUGUCAGCUACUCAAGGUGCCCGAGGUCGGGGAGGAGCGGCGCGGCAAGUCGCCGAGGAAGAGCGUUCCGCGGCUGGAGGCGAUGCCGGCGCGGUCGUCGCCGUGGGUUCCCGAAUUCUGCUUCAGCCCGACGUCGAUGGCCGACGACGCGGCGCUGUCCGUGCUGCCACCUAUGAGUCACGAGACGCUGAGUCGACUGCUGGUCUGCUCGCGGUGCCGCGUCUGCGUCCACGCUCGUUGCUACGGUGUUGCUGAGACAGAGGAUGCAGAACCAUGGAACUGUCGGAGGUGUGAGCAGGAGCAGCUACCCGCAGAAUGUUGCCUGUGUUCGCUGCGAGGAGGCGCUCUGAAGCCGACAACGGGCGGAGGCUGGGCACACAUUGUCUGUGCGCUCGUCAUUCCUGAGGUCGGGUUCGUCGAUGCGGACAAACGCGAACCAAUCAGCGUCACAAGGAUCACACCGGCAAGGUUGCGAUUGAAGUGCACGUUCUGCUACGCGUGGAUGAAGUACAAGCAGCCGGCGUCGCAGGCGUGCAUCCAAUGCUCCGCCGGCAAGUGCUCCAUGUCGUUCCACGUGACGUGCGCUGUCGCCGCCGGCAUCCUGUUCGAGAACUGCGAUUGGCCGUUCCUGAUCUACGUCGCGUGUCCACGUCAUCUCGUCAACAAGGAGAAGAGCGUGAAACCGAUCUCUGCGCGGCAGAAUUCUGAGGUCGACGAGGGUGAGCAGAUGAUCGCGAAACACAAGAACGGUCGUUACUACCGCUGCGUCGUCAUCAGCGUGAAGAAGCAGGUUUUCUACGAGGCUGACUUUCUGGAUGGAUCGUACAGCGAGAACCUGUUCCCUCAGGACGUUGUGUCGCACGACUGUCUUAAGAACGGGCCCCCACCCAUGGACGGGCCGUGUCGAAUAAAGUGGACAGACGGAAAGGUUUACGAUGCGAUAUUCAAGGCCACACAUGAUCAUACGAUGUGUUUGGUUGAAUUUGAGGACGGUUCUGAGCUGACAGUGAAGCGAGGCGUUCUCUACACGCUGGGCGAAUCGUUGCCGAAGAAAGUGAAAUCUCGACUGUCGUUGGCUACCGACAGACGACACGACGACAUGUUUAAAGACUGCAGCAAGCCAUCGACUAGCAAGCGUCAGCGGAUAGCAAACACAAAAUACAACAAUCCGAAAUUGCUAGGCAUGCAAUAGAGGGCGCCACCGCGCGGCUUCAGCUGGAGCGGUCGCGGGGAGGGAGCUCAAGCGAGCGAUCGCCAAUGGAGAGCUGGAGCAUUGACUGGAGUCGUCGAUGGGGGAGAGCUAACAUAUGUACCUUAACGGCUGUCCUUGGCUAGGGUGGCGGCGGAGUGAGAACGAUGGACCCUGGUCUUGCUCCCAGGCACGGUGUCUACUGUCACACCAACCUACCAUUGGUCAGCGUCCUGCUACAGUUGAUCAAUGAUGCUACAGCAGUGGAGAGCGUCCCGCUGUGGGUAUUAUCGAAAUCUAGUUCCCGAUCAGUUGUUGUUAACGAGCGUUGCGUCAUCUAAGAACUUCACGUCUUUUUUUUGGUCCCCCGUUCGCGACGAAAUCCGACGUUAAUUUCCCACGUGUACCGCGCAACAACGUUAAUGCCUCUCGCUCGGUUUGUAUACAAUAGGCGGUGUAACUCUACGCUCGUUCUUGUGUUUUUGCGGCUUUCCCUUCGACAAUGGGGUUCCUUGCACCACCCGCCCGCCACCCGUGCGGGCCACCACGCGUUCCGGUACUGUGUACUACUGGUUCUUGCGGUUCGGUCUGAUCCCUGCCGCGGCGUGGAAGCACUCGGAGUGGAUACGGGAGCUCUACGCUUACUUUGACGCCGUCGCUGCGUGCUGCGGGAGAGCGGCGAGGGAGGGAGAUAAACGGGUGUUCUGAUUGGCAGGUCUGAUUGUCUACAUGUGGUGACAAACCACCGUGUGCUAUGUGUGAGUGUGUGUGUGUGUGUGUGUGUGAGCAUGUGCGUGUGACUUUGUUCACUGAUUUUGAUCAUCGUUUCUCAGUCGUUUCGUAGAGGAUUUUCUAGAAGUGAUUUUCAUUUACAUCCACAUAAGAAGCGAUGACAGGUCAGUUGAGGUCAUGUGAAGGUGACACAAAGUUCAGUGGAGGUCGCAUGAAUGUCAGUGGAGGUCACGCAAAGGUCAGUGGAUGUCACGCGAAGAUGAUGAUGUGAAUUAUUACAUGUAUUAUUGUAAUUUCAUGAUAAUAUAGAUAUAUAUAGACAGAGGUAGAGAUCAUUUUUGACUCUCUUACCGAUUGUAUUAUAUUCUUAUUGUUCUGCUAUAUUACAGGUCUGUAGAAAUGGCGUUUCAAUGCAGACCUUUCUUUGUUUGUCUAGGUUUCUAUGUACUGUAAACGUGCAAAGUUAUACGUUUUUUUGUGGGACGUUGUUGUUUCGAACUAUUGUGCUUGUGUUUGUCUUACUACAUGAGCAAGUACGUAACAUUCAGUGUUGUUUGGGGUGAAAUCUAGCGGACGUUUGGGAAGUAGUCGUAGCGAAUGUUCUUGUGUUUCUGACAAAUCCCAUUUGGAAUAUGGAGGGUGUUGUUGUAUAUUUUGAAAUUAGUUUGCAAUUAUAAUAGAUUACCAAAAUAAAAAGCGCCAAUACCAUGUAGUUUUUAGUUGUCAACGGGAAGAGAAAUGUUUACCAAGUAAGCUGACUAUAUUUAUUAUUGUAAGCUGUACAUGUUGCUGAACCCUAUGGAGAUGAAAGCACAGCAUAGAAUCAUGAACAUGUGUAUGCUAGGAUGGUGAUGUUCAUGGUAUAAUCAUGCACCAGUGAAUACUAGAUAGUUAGGCAUAGGUUCAUGGUGUAAGACUAUCUCGAGUCGCGUAAAAACUCAUCCGUUUUUAUUCGCUCCCGAUACUAUCUGUGUUUCGUGAGAAAGAUUUUAAUAUAUUUGACAAUGAGCGUGUAACCCGCUGUUAUAUUUACACAGAGGGAAACAUGUACACGAGACUUGAAAACAUAUGAACUACAUUUUUUUUCGCUAGUACAUAAAAUGUAUAGUAAUAACGAAUUGCAAUUUGCAAGUAGCAGGUGUGUUACAAUGCGCCGCGGAUGGCAAAUUACCUCGCAUUGAUAUAUAAUCUUUCUUGUUCUUGCUACAUUACUUGUGUUAACUUUUGAUUGUGUUUGUCGCACGUUUGGCAAAAAAGAAAAAUCGCGGUGCAAGUCGCGCGUAGCAACUGUUUGUUGCCGAUCGAAGUUUAGGGAGAAAAAAAAAACAAGUCUAAUUUUCUUGUAUUUUACUUAUUAGUUGUUGAAGGCUUAUGUUCGAUUUCGUUCAGCUGUGUUAGCGGUGUGUUUGUGUUUCGUUUGGAAGCUACUGCGUCUUCCUCUAGAUCUCAGCUCAUAGCAGAGAGCCUGUAGUAAUGAUGGUUGUUAUGGGGUCUUUAUUCCUCCUUGAAUAAUGAAAGUAAAUCAAUAGAUUUUCGUUCGA